GAGUCCUGCUUGAUCUGAUCUGACCUUCUCCCUGCCCCAUGAUGUUGUAUCUGACAUACCCCAUUUCAUUCCUGCUCUAUAUUAUCCUUUGUCCUGGGAUAAUGGCUUAAUGAUAAUCUGCGUGUUUCCCUUGUCUAUACCCUUUGUUAUACCCUGUCAUGUUUUUGUUUCCUGUCUGUUUCCCAAUGGUGGUCUUGCAAGAAUCUUUGAAGCUGAGUUCCGCAGUCACGAAUAUGGAGGUUGUGCACGGUUUUCAUAUGUUCAGGAUAGAGGGACGGUCAGAUGGGAUGGCAGUAAAUUAUUGAUUUCAGCUUUUGGGUUCGGUGUUGUCAGCCCUGGAUUAUCUGUGCCAUUGUGCUUUUUUUUCGUUUCUUACCGUUUGCAUUGAUGGUUCUCUCCCACUCUACUCUGAUUGAUUCUAUCGUGCCUUUGUGUGACCACGAUUUCGUCUGGGCUUUUCACCAUGAAUUUUGUGAUUUUUGUUUUGCAUACAGACCUUGAU
Aspergillus saccharolyticus JOP 1030-1 is the source of this 502-nucleotide messenger RNA. RefSeq lists its product as uncharacterized. Lineage: Eukaryota; Fungi; Ascomycota; Eurotiomycetes; Eurotiales; Aspergillaceae. The coding region runs from base 110 to 388 and encodes 92 amino acids. The transcript has a single exon. The record is from RefSeq and is a predicted model, not a curated record.